Cylicocyclus nassatus is the source of this 394-nucleotide messenger RNA. NCBI's taxonomy places the organism in Eukaryota, Metazoa, Nematoda, Chromadorea, Rhabditida, Strongylidae. The record is from the annotation of a GenBank genome assembly.
GUUCACUCUCACUCAUUUGCCAUCUUCUUGAGAAAUGAACCAUAUCACGCUGAAACUCCUUCUUGCUUCUGCUCUCAUUGUAGCUACAAGUGCGCACAACAUAACUGUGAAAGUAAAAGGUCAACUAAUAUGUUUGAAUAAACCUAACCUCGAGGUUUAUAUGGAGCUUCGCGAAGUUGAUAAAAAUAUGCCUGAUGAUACCCUAGCUUGGAAGUUUGUACCAGUGAUGCAGCCCUUUGAAAUCGAAGGUAGUCACGAUGAAUGGUUCAGCAUUAAACCAUAUCUGCGAAUUUUGCACAUGUGUCGUGAAUACAAAGAAGCGAUUAUUGUGAGAUUUGGAGAACGAACCAGUGAUACAACGAUAAAUAUAGAAUAUGAGAUUGGCAAUGGGUGA